Messenger RNA from Symbiodinium sp. CCMP2456, 867 nucleotides. NCBI's taxonomy places the organism in Eukaryota, Dinophyceae, Suessiales, Symbiodiniaceae. The record is from the annotation of a GenBank genome assembly.
AUGGAGCUGGCUUGUGCCAAUGAGCAGUGCUCAUACCUGGUGCACCGCACUGAGCCCUUCGGCGGAUUCUGCUGCAAGAGAUGUCAUCAGUCCUGGAGCUCUGGUCGCCCGGCUCAACAUGGCUUUCUCUGUGAGCAGCGCUCUGCACAGCGACACGCAGCCCGAGCUCCGCCCAGACAGCCGCAGGACCCACUUCCAGCCCUGAAAAGAAGGAGGAAGGCGCAGCAAGUGCCGCUUCAAGAGCCCACCACAAGGUCGCUGCAGCACGCACCGUCGGCUUCCUCCAAGCCCUCUGCAUCAAGGCUUUCGACACCAACGGCACCAGUGGCACCGGCGUCUCCGCCACCAGCCCCUGCUGACGCGUCGAUAAAGGCGCCACCUCCGCAGCCGGUGCAACGAGAACCUGCAGCACCGGAACUGCCGCGACCUGGGCUGGCACCUCGUCCUUCACCUCUCUGGGACGGCAGCUGGGCUGACAACUUGAUCCGGCGUUGCACUCAACACCUGCUGCCGUUUGUCUCGAAGGCGAUCCAGAAACCGAAAACUGAAGAGACAAUGGCUGCUGUUCCCGCCGUUCCCGCCGUGAUAGACGUAAAUGACGACGACGACUCUCCUGUGCUAUCGCGGCGGACUCCCAACGAGUUGGUAAGGGGCGGCGUGAAGCGAAGAUGGUUGGGGCUUGCUCCCAACACUACUAGACCUCUUCCUUCUGACCCGUCGCGAAGUGUGAAGACAGAGGUCAAGCAGGAGGUCAAAGGCGAGGUCAAGGAAGAGGUUGGUCUUGAAGACGAGGCGGAGACUGCAGAAGACAAAGAAGCCGAAGACGAGCAAGUGCCCUUGACAACGGGACCGAGCUCAAGCACCUGA